Molecule: messenger RNA, 3399 nt
Organism: Melopsittacus undulatus (budgerigar)
Lineage: Eukaryota; Metazoa; Chordata; Aves; Psittaciformes; Psittaculidae
Product: 1-aminocyclopropane-1-carboxylate synthase-like protein 1
Exons: 15
Coding region: 457-3129 (890 amino acids)
Biological process (GO): biosynthetic process; amino acid metabolic process
Molecular function (GO): transaminase activity; pyridoxal phosphate binding
Source: RefSeq, a predicted model, not a curated record
GCUGCGCGGAGCACGGCACGGCCCCGGGGAGCCCGGCGAGUGCCUGGCACGGACCAGCGUUAUCCCGGAAUAGGGCUGCACGCAUGUGCGUCACCCCGGAUGUGAACAGACCGGCCCGGCUCUACACGCUAGCUCGCUCCGCCCGGCUCCGGCGGAUGGGCUGAGCCGUGCCGAGCCGAGCCGUGCCGGCCGCCGCGCAGCCCGGUAGGGGUUGAGGGGAGCUUGGGCCGCCGGGAGCCCUCCAGGGCCAAGGUGCGAGAGUCCCCUCCCGGCGGGGGGCCUGGGCCCCCCGAGGGGGCCGGGGCAGGGGCAGGCGCCGGGGCAGGUGCGUGGCCCGGGCGGGAUCCCCGGCUCAGCCCGCCCCGUCGGGGCCGUCGCCGCGUCCCGUUCCCCGGCCCCCUUGCCGCUGGUACCCCCGGUCCCGUGGCGCAGCCCCGCGGCCGGGGCAAGGGAGCGAUGGAUUUUCGCGGUAAGAAGUACGAGCGCGGCAGUAACUGGUCGGACCCCGAGGUGGUGGAGCUGCUGCAGCUGUGGGCCGACGAGUCGGUGCAGAUGGAGCUGGAGAGCUGCCUGCGCAACCAGCACGUCUUCAACCGCAUCGCAGAGGUGCUGCGGGAGAAGGGCAUCCACCGCACGGGCGACCAGUGCCGGGAGAAGAUCAAGAAGAUGAAGCUGGAAUAUCGUCGGAUCAAGGAUAACAGCAAGGCCCCGCGGAGCGGCAGGACGUGGAAGUUCUACGAGGUGAUGGACCGGGUGCUGACCAGCCGGCCUGCCCUGGCUUACAGCUCGCUGAGCGGCACCAUGAUGGCUCAGCAAGUGCUGCAGGGCAGCAUGGUGGAGAGCUACCACCACCACCAGUUCACCUCCCCGGCCCUGCCCUUCGAACAUUCCCAGCACCCUGAACUGAUGGAGAUCAAAUGUGAGGAGGUGAACUCUGAUGAGCACUGCUUGACCCCAGAGGCCCCAGCAGCCAUGUCUUACCAGCAGGGCACCCCUGAAGAGCAUGAGAUGGAGAGAGCCUUCUUGGAGAGGGCCCAGAACAACUCUCCCAUCUCCAGGGUGGAGAUUCCCAUUGAAACCAAUGUUUCACCUUCAGGUUUCAGUGAGUCCAACAUGGCCACCUCAACCCGGAUCCAGAGCGUGGCUCCUCGGCCCAGCUUCUCCGCCUUGCAUCGGCUGAGGAAAAGGCGGAGAGGGCAGCGUGUGAGGGACCCGUUCGAUGACCUCCUGCUGAAGACACUGACAUCGCAGCGGGCCUUGGAAGAACGCUUUCUGCAGAUGGAAGAACGCCGCUUCCAGCGGGAUUUGGACGUGGAGGAGCGCCGGAUGCAGCUGGAGCAGCGCCGGUUUGAACUGGAGCGCGAGCAUGAGUUUCGCAUGUUCAAUGUCUUUGCACAGAUGCUCAGCAUCCUCAAGCAGAGCCAUAGUGGCUCCUCCUCCUCCGUUGCGAUGCCUCGGGGCUUGGACUUCAGCCAGGCACUGUCUGAUAUCACGGGAAUGGGAGGAGGAGGAGGAGACCUGCAGGAGAUGAGGGCUCGGUCGCUGUCCGAGAGGAGGGUUGACAUGCAUGGCUUCUGCAGCCCCACUGACUUCCAGAGAAGCCCCUACCUCUCUGCUCGUGGCAACAUUGCCAGCAUCUUCCGUGGCUCCACGGAGGAAGGGUACAAAGCUUAUCAUGCUGACAAGUAUGAUGAAGACAAGAACCCCAAUGGUAUAAUAAACUUUGGCACCAGUGAGAAUAAACUCUGCUUUGACCUGAUGUCUAAGCGGCUGACACAGAAUGACAUGAAUCUGAUGGAGCCUCCACUGCUUCAGUAUCCUGACUGGACAGGACAUAUGUUUUUACGGGAGGAAGUGGCUCGAUUUUUGACCUAUUACUGCAAGGCCCCUGCACCUCUUAAGGCAGAAAAUGUCAUCGUUUUAAAUGGUUGUGGCUCUUUAUUUUCUGCAUUAGCUACAGUCCUUUGUGAUCCAGGGGAAGCUGUUCUGAUUGCUACUCCCUUUUAUGGUGGUAUCACCCAGAGUGUCUUCCUCUAUGGUAAUGUCAAGCUGGUGUAUGCCUAUUUAGACAGUAAGAUUACUGGAACAAGCACUCGGCCUUUUCAGCUGACAGUGGAAAAACUGGAAAAGGCCUUACAGAAUGCCCGGGCAGAGGGUGUCACUGUAAGGGCCUUAAUUCUUCUGAAUCCCCAAAAUCCCCUUGGGGACAUCUACUCCUUGUCAGAGCUACGGGAUUACCUGGAAUUUGCUAAAAGACACGAAUUGCAUGUGAUAGUAGAUGAGAUCUACAUGCUGUCAGUUUUUGAUGACUCAGCCACGUUUCACAGUGUCCUGGGCAUGGACAGAUUGCCUGAUCCACAGCGGACUCAUGUGAUGUGGGGCAUAACCAAGGAUUUUGCUGUCUCUGGGAUUCGUUUUGGUACUUUAUACACAGAGAACCAAGAUGUUGCUAAUGCAGUGGCUUCUUUGUGUUAUUUCCACGGGGUUUGUGGACCUGUCCAGCACAAGGUUGCACAGCUGCUUAGAGACAGAGACUGGAUCAACCAGGUCUAUCUGAGGGCCAACCGUGCCCGCCUAAAGGCUGCCCAUACGUAUGUGACAGAUGAGCUGAAGACUCUUGGGGUUCCUUUCCUCAACCGCAAUGCAGGCUUCUUUGUCUGGAUUGAUUUCCGAAAGUACCUUAAGACAGGCACAUUUGAGGAGGAAAUGCUGCUCUGGAAGCGUUUUCUGGAUAACAAGGUCCUCCUGUCCUGUGGUAAAGCCUUUGAGUGCAGUGAGCCUGGAUGGUUCCGCAUCAUCUUUGCUGACAAGACCCACCGGCUGCAGUUAGGUAUGCAACGGAUCCGCAAGGUAUUGGAAGAGAGGGAGCAGGAGAUACUGGCCGAGGAGAAGGAGCAGCCUUGUCAGUCAGAACAGGAUGGCAAAGCAGAUAGCACAGAUGAAGUCAUAUUUGUGUCCCACCACCAGGAGCCUACCAGUGGCAGUAGCUCCAACCUUGGUGACCUUAUUGGCCUCCUCCAGCAACAGAUGCGUUCAUCUGACUGGUUACAGAAGAAUACAGCCGAGCAGUUUGCCCAGGAAAAGCCAGAGAUCUAUGAAGUGUUCAGCAAACUGGUGGGGAAGCAAUAGGGAUCAGUGCCUUCAGGACUUUCCUGAGCAGUGACUGACCCUGGGCCCCUAAAAACUCAACAGUGACUUCCAGCAAAUAAUAUAUUUUCUGUAUAGCAAGAAAAUCACUUUGUAAAACCCCUCCUCUCCCUCCCUGUUGGAGAUCUCUGAUUUGUAUUAUAUAGGUGCAUUCCUUGGAUUGGGGUGAGGGUAGGGAAUGGUGGGGGUCUUGUUCGCCUGCUGCCCCCUGACCUCCAGCAUCCUUGUAUUUUGUAUUUUAUUUCUAAUGAA